AUUGGUUAACCCGCUCGCGUCACGGUGAUAUCGUCGCUCCUAUUGGCUGUCUGCCACGUCACUCGGAUACAGCCGUUUGUUGACAUCUGACUGAAGACAGCUGUGGCUGCUGCUCACUGACAUGGCUUCAAGCCACACACCAGCCUCAGAUAGCCAAAAGAAAAAUGCAGUUCCCCAAAUCAAGCUGACUGAGGAGCAGAGGCAGCAGCUGAUGGAGGCGUUUCAUCUCUUUGACAAAGGCACAACUGGAGAAAUAGAUGUCUGGGCGAUUAAGGUUGUCCUACAAGCUCUCGGGUAUGAACCGGGCAAAGAAGAACUCAAGAGAUUACUUGCAACCGUUGAUAAAGACGGCACCGGAAGAAUUGACUUCAAUGGCUUUCAAACUAUAAUGGCAUUUAAAAUGGCCGAAAAGGACUCAGAUGAAGAAAUAAAGAAGUCUUUCCAGCUCUUCGAGGACAGCUGCACAGGAGUAAUCGUAUUCGACGAUCUCAAGAGAGCUGCUGAGGAGCUGGGCGAAAACCUCACGGAUGAAGAAAUACAGGAAAUGAUUGCCGAGGCGGACCCAAACAAACUGGAAGCGGUCACCAAGCGGCAAUACUUGAUGAUGAUGAAGAAAGCAGAUGUUUAACGUUACAAUGUUGAUCUGUAGAGAUUCAUCUUUGAUUCUGUCAGAACCGUUCAUUUCUAUUUCUCCGUGUAAAUAAAUAAUUGACUUGUAUCUCUGAAACUUUCUACAAUGCAAGGCAAAUAAAUAUAUUUCGUCACACUUCAA
Molecule: messenger RNA, 772 nt
Organism: Larimichthys crocea (large yellow croaker)
Lineage: Eukaryota; Metazoa; Chordata; Actinopteri; Sciaenidae
Product: centrin-1
Exons: 5
Coding region: 122-628 (168 amino acids)
Cellular component (GO): myosin II complex
Molecular function (GO): calcium ion binding
Source: RefSeq, a predicted model, not a curated record